Messenger RNA from Oncorhynchus keta (chum salmon), 2121 nucleotides. Its product is annotated as GTP-binding protein REM 1-like. Gene Ontology annotation, cellular component: plasma membrane. The coding region runs from base 176 to 1078 and encodes 300 amino acids. The record is from RefSeq and is a predicted model, not a curated record. Gene Ontology annotation, molecular function: GTPase activity; GTP binding; calcium channel regulator activity. Lineage: Eukaryota; Metazoa; Chordata; Actinopteri; Salmoniformes; Salmonidae. The transcript has 5 exons. Gene Ontology annotation, biological process: negative regulation of high voltage-gated calcium channel activity.
CGCACACGGGAAAAGUUGCAGCAGCAAUGAGGAAAUUAAAUGAGGGUUGAUUCGAAGCACGCGCAUCAUCGAAGGACCUGCUCCGCUGAAAACACGCAGCGUGUUCAAGCGCUCAUUGCCUACAUGCGUUUAGCGGGAUUUACUGCACGGGAAUGUUCUUUGCCUUUUCGCCAAGAUGACACAUACCCAGAGAGAGGGGAAAGAGACUUUGCGGAGAAGGGCAAGUACUCCUAUCCCUGCCUCUCAUCAGCCGGGGCCGAGAGACAGAGACCCGCCAGCCGACCUCCAUCACCCUCCGCUCUGCCAGUCUGCCUCAUACCAUCCCGGAGACAAGUCUCUCCACUGCCGCGCCAAUUGGUCUUCUGAUGACUCAGACAAUGACUCGGAUGGCUCGGGAGCAGAAUGUUUAUACCGCGUUGUUUUGCUAGGAGACCACGGUGUUGGAAAGUCGAGUCUUGCCAAUAUCUUUGCUGGCAUACAGGAGAAGGAUGCUCACGACCAUACAGGAGAGGACACCUAUGAGAAAACCAUGACUGUGGAUGGGGAGGAGACUAUCCUCAUCGUCAUGGACACCUGGGAGAACGAGAAACAGGAGGAAGAUCAGACGUGGGUCCAGGACUACUGUAUGCAGGUGGGCAACGCCUACGUCAUAGUUUACUCCAUCACGGAUCGCACCAGCUUCGAGAGUGCCUCCGAGUUACGCAUCCAGCUGCGGCGCAUACGGCAGUCCGAGAACAUUCCCAUCAUCCUCGUGGGCAACAAAAGUGACCUGGUCCGCUCCAGAGAAGUGGCUGUAGAAGAGGGUCGUGCGUGCGCUGUGGUGUUUGACUGCAAAUUCAUAGAGACAUCUGCUUCGCUCCACCACAACGUUCACGAGCUCUUCGAGGGCAUCGUCCGGCAGAUUCGCCUGCGGCGAGACAGCAAGGAGACCAACGAGCGCCGGCGCUCCGUCUACAAGCGUAAGGAGAGCCUCACCAAGAAGGCCCGCCGCUUUCUAGACCGCCUGGUGGCCAAGAACAACAAGAAGAUGGCGCUGAAGGUUCGCGCCAAGUCUUGCCACGACCUGGCCGUGCUGUAAUGGCUGCUGUGUGGCGUACAACAAGUGGUUCACGUCGUCAGUGGUUGCAGACUCCAACGCUCCUCUUUGCCCUAACAAUCCCGUUGUGGUAAAGGGGAAGAACAUUGUUUGUUAUUUUCUAUUUAUUUCACCCAUUAGAAGCAAUUGGGUUGCGGAAAUGUGAGGCAAUUGAGACUUUUUGUUGCUAUAUCCCAGAUUUUCUGAGAAUGAGUUUGCUAAUCAUACACCUUAUCAACUGUUUGCCUUACAUCUAAUUAAAUAGAUUCCUAGACCAGUGUAUCCAGACACAGAUCUGGCAUUUAAACUCCUUUUUCUGUCUCUUUUUGAGAAGGUUUUCUAAGAUUAUUGAGGUAUGAAAUAAUUAUUUGAAUGCACUGUAUGAUGUAUUGAAAGCAAUGUCCACAGUGGUACUUUACAUAGAUUUCACUGACUACUUGAUUUCAAGGUUUUGCACUAUGGGAGACAGUGAUGUAUUAGGAGGAAUCAGUGGAGCUUCUUCUACAGCAAUGAUGUUUCUCUCUACCAAGAGAGCUCAAGUCUGGUUUGAGACUGUUCUGUCUGUGAGCCCAUCAGUUCACAGCUAAAUUACAUGUGAAUGGCGAUCUUGUUUGGAAAUCGACACCAUCGUAAACUUUCCAAAAGGUUUAUCCCAUCCUCAUCUUCCUUUACAAGCACCUCCUACACUGGAAGGACCAGUAGGGUGUUACAGUGAAACUGUCAUGGACGCUUUUGAAGAGGCGUGGUCUGGUUGACCACUGUCAAGAAACACCUUUGUAUGAUGACAUGGUCCUGAAGAGACCAAAGAAGUGUUGAGUUCUUCAAUGUCAGUGUUUGUGCCCACGUUGGGCGGAGAGAGGUAUAGUAAUCACUUUUGUACAAAAUUAUGUUUUGAGUUUGUAAAUACAGUAUGUCAAUGAUUUUUAUGUGGAAAUAAAGCAGUAGCAGUACCACUUUACCAUUGUCUGCACUGGAAUUUAAGGUAUGUUACAUUUCUGUAAGCAAUGCCUUCAGAGUAUUAGGAUCAAAAUGAGCUAUUUUUAAAA